AUGCCAAGAUUCCUCUUCACCGCUGCCUUGACGUUCCUACUCGUGUUUGCUCUUCUCUCAACUAUCUCUGCAGAUAGGUUGAGUGCAGUCGCAAAAGCACGAGGCUAUGAUCCUCGUGUUAUCAAUCAAAGAGCUGUCGAGGAAGCCAAAUCAAAACCCAAGCGCCAGCCAGUCGUGAAGAGAGCCGCAGAGACGGCAUCAGUAUGCACUACCCCUCUUCCACCAAAUCCAACAGCUCCACCUAGCUGUGGAGGAAACAACUGUGUCAAUGCUUUCAACAAACAAUUCACCGCAAGCCUAGAUAAUCUGGAGUCGUUCUGUAGCUCAUGGACGGCGUCGCCGACUUCCUCCUUCUCGCCCACGGGUACUGCAGCUUGGGCUGCAAACUGCGUUGGUCCUUCUACUGCUGCCACACAAGCCUCUGCUGUCGCAUCCAAAGUUUCGUCAGCAUGCAGUUGCUUUGUUCCGGAGCCCACUCCUUGCCCAGGGGAAGAGAAGUUCCAAUUCUUGAACGCAGAUACUAAACCAUUUCAAGUCACUUCGCUUCCAGAAGUAAACUACGACAUUGGAGAAAUGUAUUCAGGUCUCAUUCCAAUCGACAUGAAUGAUCCAUCUCGAGCACUGUUCUUCGUAUUUCAACCCACCGACGGUGCGCCAGUUGACGAGGUCACGAUCUGGCUCAACGGCGGACCAGGCUGCAGCUCACUUGAAGGUUUCUUUCAAGAAAAUGGUAGAUUCAUCUGGAGUUGGGGAAUGUAUGAGCCUGUUUACAAUCCAUAUUCAUGGGUGAAUUUGACCAAUGUUUUGUGGGUCGAGCAGCCUGUUGGAACUGGCUUCUCCAUUGGUAAUGUUACCGCCACCAGCGAGGAGGAUAUUGCCACAGACUUUGCCGAUUUCUUUUUGAACUUCCAGAAGAUUUUCGGGAUCUCGAAGUUCAAGAUUUAUGUCACUGGUGAGAGUUAUGCCGGGAGAUACGUCUCUUACAUCUCAGCAGAAAUGUUGAAUCGUAACGACACGGAUCACUUCGAUGUCAGCGGAGCAUUGAUCUAUGACCCCACCAUUGGACCCUAUGUUUACCUGCAACAAGAAGCCGUCGCUUACCCUUACAUCGAGAAGUGGAACAAUAUCAUUGGCUUGAACGAAAGCUACAUGGCUCAGCUUAAAGAGCUUGAUCAAUCUUGUGGUUAUGCAGAAUACCGAGAGAAAUAUUUGACGUAUCCUGCGGCUGGUGUUCAGCCUGUAGCGCCGGAUACGACAAACGAAUGCGAUAUCAAUGGACGUGCAAGCAUGGCUGCCUUCAAGAUAAAUCCGUGUUUUAACUCAUACGAGAUCAACACCCAGUGUCCAAUUCCAUCAGACCCACUUGGCUUCCCUACAAACUUGGCUUAUUCAUAUCCAGGGCUUACUCCACUGUACUUCGAUCGCGAUGAUGUCAAGAAAGCUAUGCAUGCCCCGAUGGACGUCGAGUGGGCAGAGUGUUCUGGACCAGUAUUCGUCGAUGGCGAUGACACCUCAGCCGAUCCAAUCCAAAAGGUCCUUCCACAGGUAAUUGAAGCCACAAACAGGGUUUUGAUCUCCAACGCACAGCUAGAUCUUGUGAUCAUCACGGAUGGCACGCUGCUAGCCAUCCAAAACAUGACUUGGGGAGGGAAGCUGGGUUUCGAGUCCAAGCCUGAGAAGCCAAUCGUCAUCACGCUGCCAGAUUUACAGUACCAACAAGUGUUUGUUGAUAACGGAUACGAGUUCGGGACCGAAGAUCCUCAGGGAACGAUGGGUAUCCAGCAUUAUGAAAGAGGGGUGAUGUGGGCUGAGACUUUCCUGAGUGGACAUAUGCAGCCGCAGUUUCAACCACGAUCAACUUAUCGUCAUGUUCAAUGGAUGUUGGGCCAUAUUGAGGAGCUUUGA
Molecule: messenger RNA, 1905 nt
Organism: Cadophora gregata
Lineage: Eukaryota; Fungi; Ascomycota; Leotiomycetes; Helotiales; Ploettnerulaceae
Exons: 5
Coding region: 1-1905 (634 amino acids)
Biological process (GO): proteolysis
Molecular function (GO): serine-type carboxypeptidase activity
Source: RefSeq, a predicted model, not a curated record